This is a messenger RNA of Porites evermanni, 4206 nucleotides long. The record is from the annotation of a GenBank genome assembly. NCBI's taxonomy places the organism in Eukaryota, Metazoa, Cnidaria, Anthozoa, Scleractinia, Poritidae.
ACAGAGACACAGUUCUGUAUGUGAUUGGCGUCUUCCCUCGGAGUAAAAUGCACUCGUUAGUCGCCACUUUCGCAUUUCAGAGAUUCUUAGCGUGAAUUUUUGGGAAAUGAUGUUUAUUGACUAAAAUUUAGAGCAUGAACGAAACGGGUUCUCGAGCCUCCGGAAUGACUUCACCACGACAUACAAGUCAUCAAGCGGUAAUGGAUAGGCUUCGGCAGCGUUUCAGCGGGUAUAGAAAACAUCAUAGUGACUGCCAAACAAAAUAUACACAGUCCUUACCAGCCGUACAUGACAUAGAGAGACAGGAGGCAAUGAAUCUACACAAGCGUGCUUUGGAUAGCCGCAAUCGAAUCAUGAACGUGAACGGAAAGGCAGCAAAACAAAAUGACGUCGAAGGCAAGGUAGAAUCGCAACAGCAACUACCGAACGGGCUUGACAAACCAACGAAUACCAUCCUGCACAUUCGUGAGGUGUGUUUUCUCACUUUUUUGUUGCUUAGGGGAUUUGUUUUGUAGGUAACCGAUUUCAACAGAUGUUCUGACGGUCAUUUAUUAAGAUAUAGAUUUAUAAGCUUAGAUAUGCCAUUCUGUUGUUAACGGUACCCAAUUGUUUAGUUUGCAAUUUCUGCGCAACACACUUGCGCUUAAUGUACGUUACACUAACGCUGGUUUAUUUUACUCUGAUCCUGCCAGCAGCAAAUCCUACUAAAAAAGAGAAAACAUGAGCAAAAUAUGAACAAUGCCCUCAACUCUUUUGCGCCUUCGAACGAUGUUGAUAUCAACCUUGGAGGAGAGUGCGUUUCAAGCAAGUUUCAGAGACCAGACGGUGUUCUUCUACCAGGUCAGGAAGGUUCCAACUCGAUUUCAUCAAUUAAUCAGCCCCACCAAGUGGAUCAUACAUCGGUACAAGUACACCAGUCUUCCUAUGGUGUGAGAGAGCCCUCGUACUUACACGAUGGGUCUAGAAUCGCAAUGGGCUCAGAGGCUUACGCCGGUGAAGCUCAAAGGUUGGCCUCUACUGCAUUUGCAUCAUCGGAUUUUAAACAGGAGAAACCUGUAGUUGUUUCUUGCGAGGAACCCACACAUUCUAAUGAUGGCUCAGAAACUUUAGCCAAUGGCUUGAAACAAGUAUCCAGUUCUAAAUUUAACUUACCAGGGCGUAAAGAGUACAUACAACAAGAACUAGACUAUUUUGAUCAUGUUAUCCAACGUUUUAAUGAGGAAGGAGGCCCUAUACCUCCACAGCAUCAGACCAAUGCUUCUGUGCCAGGAUGUGAAGAUGAUUUAGGUCAGGUGCCUGAAACUCAGCCAGGAACUCACCACUCUAAAUCACAUCAGCUGAAAGAGAUUGCCCGUUUGAAGACGCAGCGUGCACAAGCACAGCAAGGUGUACCUUACAUCGACAGUCAAAGUCAUGUAAACCAGCAGUUUCCACACCAGCAUGCAGCCCAGUAUUCCAUUGGUUCAACAGGCCAACAAGCACCUUCUUUACAACAUCCUUACACAGCAGGCAAAUAUCCUGGAGGCAUUCCUUUGAUUUCUAAUGAUCAACAGCAAAUACUUCCAGAGCCAAAUCAUCCAGUAGCCUCUCUUGCUGGUGGUUUUCCCCGGCAAUUUGAUUCUCUUCAGUAUCCGAGAGGGCCUGCAUCACAGUCACAGCAUCAGCAACAACAGCAACCAUUUUAUGGCUUUUCUCAAACCAGUGCACCAUCAUCAAAACUAUCCCAUAUACCAUCGCAAGUUCAACAGUUAUAUUCCCAAAGGUUUUCAAGCCAGCCAGUUAUACCUACAACACAGGGAGCACGGUUAGUCACACCACUUACCUCACCUGAUUUAGCAAGAUACUCCAUUUCUAGGUCACAACCACAAUACCAACGCCAAACCUCAAUGCCACCUUUACAGAGCCAAGCAUUCCUCAACUCUGAUACACAAUACCAAUGUCAAGUAGCUGGCUUUCAAGAAGACCAACCUCGUUUUUCCAGUCCUGUAGCUGACCCAAGCACUGUUUAUCAUUAUCAGCGGAGAAACUCCUUCCCUAUUUACCACCGCAAUAAUACCCAAACACAAGGAAAUCUCUCUCAUGGCAUGCAGCAAAAUUUGGGAUCUAGCCAAGCCAGUCUUCUAAGAGGUGUUUUGCAAAACCCCUCUCAAAAUAUGAAUCCCCCAGACAGAGAUUCUUUUCUGAUGAAUCCAAACUUAAAUAUGUCUUUGCAAAGUACCAUACAAUCAAGCUCUGUUUUGACUGGGAGGUCCCCUACAACAAAUGGAGAUUUGAACCCAGGAAUACCAAGGUCACAACAUUCAUCUGUUAUGUAUAGAAACAAUGCUCCUGUUAAGUCUACUUCAUUGUUACUUGUUCCUCCAUUUAAAGUUCCAUGUUCAUUACGUUCUUUCCCGUGUGACCUACCAUUGUACUCAGUUCUAACUCCAACAUCUGUGGCACUUGGGGAUAUGAAUGAGAGACAAUCAUCACUGGCAAGCUGUGAUGCACAGUUUAGUGCUUAUUCACCACUGAAUGCACUUGAUAAAGCACCAUCAUUUACUUCUCUUUUGGAGCAGUCUGCAAUUAAUCAAGGUAAUCUAGAAACCACAUAUACUGGGUCAAUACCAAACUUGGAUUUGCUUGGAGAGAUUUUAGGCCAAUGAUAAUCCAGGCAAAACAAGCUUACUUCAAAGGAAUGACAAAGUGCAUGCCUUUAUAUGUUAGAACUUCACAAAUAAGAAAUAAUAGGUGGCAGACUUAGCCUUGUUCAUGAGUAUAAGUCAAAUUUAAUGGAAAGUAAUCAAUGCCUUACAUUGCUUAAUUUCAUACCGCGCGGGGGCCUGGCACUACCGGAUUUUCCCGGACUUUUUAAAAAGUCCAGUUUCAAAAUGGCGGAUAGUCAGAGUAAAAACUCGAACGAAAGCAUUUUCUUUCAAAGAAAUAUUGAUCAAUAUUCCCUUGGAGAAUCUGUCUAAACUUAGUAAGGAAAGGAUGCAGUAUUUCUGCCAUGCCCUGAAGCUAAACUUAAGGAGCCGACACUCAGCAAGUGCAAGCAAUUGUUCGAUGAACUGGUCGCUCGAACCAAACAUGAUUAUAAAUUUUCUACAGCAAAGGAUCCUCUGUUUAAUUCUACCCGCAUAUGAAAAGUAGAGGAUCAUUGCAGGAAAGAACACAGAUGUGAUUGUGCACGUACCAAUCGUAGCCCAAGUAUGCUGGAGCAAAACUUAAAAGGGCAGUACAGAAGGGCUUACCUGGAUUAUUCCUGUCGCGGAAAAGAGUAAUGUCUGUGAAAGGUAAUGAGUGUAGUGAACUUUGUGGCGUUAUGUAUGUUCAACCUAGUGAUGUUCACAUGAAGGAAGAUAAGGGACUAGUCUAUACUCAGUGCAUGCUAGCCAAAAGGUAGAUGUACGUGACAUUCUUGAUUGUGAUUACAAGCUGAUUGCCCAAAUUACAGGAACUGCAGUGUUACCAGAUGAGAACUGCCUCUCAAGUAAGACUGAAGUAUGCUUGCUUUUAUCCAUGUUCAGUGAGAAUUGUUUCCAGUCUGAUCUUUAGGACUUCUACUGAGACCGUACGCAGCGACGGGGAGAAAAUCUAAUGUAAGCCUUGCCAACCUAAUAUACAAUGUUGCCCUUUCACUCGGGUCACUCUGGCAUGUUUCGCGUUUUGGUAGUUUUUAUUUUACGGUUUGUAAAAACAGGUACACCCACUCCCUUAUCAUUCCCCAAUAUUCGGUCGGAUCCAGCGCCGUAAAAAGAGCUAAACUCGACGGUUCUUUGUUCAAAUUUUUUGUCGAACAAUUUGGGAAUCCUUCCAAUACUUCCAAGUAGCGGAAGUCUCCGAAAAGAUCUUUCUUUUCUCGAAAUUUUUAAUCGAGGUUCUUUAUCGCAGUAAAACAACUGUUCUUAUCUUUAGAAUAUUAACUUUCUGGAGUAAUCUGGCCCUUAAUAUUGUUUCAACUAUACGAAAUGACCUUUGCUUUACCUUCUAUUUUGGAAGCCAUUUUUAAUCCGGAAUUUAAAAAGUCCGGGAAAAUCCGGUAGUGCCAGGCUCCCGCGCGGCAUGAAAUUAGGCAAUGGUGAAUGACAGAGAGCAAAAAGGGACAGCUAUUCAUUUUGUUUCUAAAUAGUUGGUAUGAUUUGUCUUUCUCUCUUUGUUUUGAUUUUCUUGACAUGUGACAGAUAGAAACAUCUGUCAGUCAGAGUUACAGAUGUAUAAAGAUGU